AUGCCAGCUCUGGGGCCCUCCGAGUGGUCUGUGGCGGAUGUCGCUGCCUGGCUCAAGGACGAUUUGGAACUGCCCGAGGGCGUUGUCGCCGCGUUCAAGGACAACGCGGUUGCUGGGCCUGAUCUGCUGGAGCUGAGCGAUGAGGACCUAAAGCAGGAGCUGGGCUGCAAGCCGCUGCAGGCCCGCAAGAUUCGCCAUGCUCUGGAGAAGAUGGGGUUCCACCGCACACCCUCUGGCAGCGCUGUUAUGCAGCAGCCCGCCGCCGAGCCUGCGGUGCCGGUGGCGGCGCCGGCCCCGGCAGCCGCGGCGCCAAUUGCCGCCGCGGUGGUGCCCGCCGCCGCGGCGCCCCCCGCCGGCUACCCGACCGCCGGCUACCCGCCGCCAGCCGGCGAGGUGGCACCCAGCGGCGCGCCGCCUCCUGCAUACCCAUACCCCGCGCCCGCCGCCGCCGCCGAGGCGCCGCCACCUCAGAAGCAGGGGCCCAACAAGGCGGCAGCAGCGGUGGUGCUGAUGGCCCAUCGCAAUAACAAACAGAUGCGGCGCGGCAUGAUGUUCGCCGCCAACAACUGA
Molecule: messenger RNA, 570 nt
Organism: Chlorella variabilis
Lineage: Eukaryota; Viridiplantae; Chlorophyta; Trebouxiophyceae; Chlorellales; Chlorellaceae
Product: expressed protein
Exons: 5
Coding region: 1-570 (189 amino acids)
Molecular function (GO): protein binding
Source: RefSeq, a predicted model, not a curated record